AUAAAAAUAAAAAAAACAAAAAAAACUAAAAAAAUUAAAUAUAUAUAAGAAAUAUGUCAGGCUGGGAUUAAUACGUUGAUUAUCUUGUAAAAGACAAGAUUUGUUAACAUGGAUAUAUAGUCGGAAAACAAGACGGUUUAAUAUGGGCUACUAAUUCAGGACUUAAAACUUUUAAUACUUAUGAUGUUACUGUUGAAGAUAAAAGCUAUUCUUGUAAUGAAGCUAAACUUUUAGUUGCAGCUUGCUAAAACAAAGGAGUUCCUACUGAUCCUAAUAUUGGUAUUAGAAUAAAUAACGAAAAAUAUUAUACUGUUCAUUUUGAUUAAGAUGCUGGUACUUGGUAUCUCAAAAAGGACAAAGGAGGUGCUUCUAUUGCUAUUACUAAUUUAGCUUUAGUUAUUGGUACUUUUUCCUUAGAAUUAGGUUAAGUUCCCGGAAAGGUUAAUGAAAUUUGUGAAAAAUUAGCUUAAUCAUUAAAAGCUAGUAAUUAUUGAU
Messenger RNA from Ichthyophthirius multifiliis, 495 nucleotides. RefSeq names its product profilin family protein, putative. Gene Ontology annotation, cellular component: cell cortex. Gene Ontology annotation, molecular function: actin monomer binding. Lineage: Eukaryota; Ciliophora; Oligohymenophorea; Hymenostomatida. The transcript has 4 exons. The record is from RefSeq and is a predicted model, not a curated record.